Molecule: messenger RNA, 2542 nt
Organism: Frankliniella occidentalis (western flower thrips)
Lineage: Eukaryota; Metazoa; Arthropoda; Insecta; Thysanoptera; Thripidae
Product: mRNA export factor GLE1
Exons: 11
Coding region: 271-2244 (657 amino acids)
Biological process (GO): poly(A)+ mRNA export from nucleus; regulation of translational initiation; regulation of translational termination
Cellular component (GO): nuclear pore cytoplasmic filaments; nuclear pore; cytoplasm
Molecular function (GO): translation initiation factor binding; phospholipid binding; inositol hexakisphosphate binding
Source: RefSeq, a predicted model, not a curated record
UUCGCAGGUGCUUUGCUCCUGCGAAGCGCGCGCCUCCAUUCGUAACCACUGAAUGCAAAAGUCAAACGUCUUUUAAGGUCUUUUAUGGCGAAGUUAUGUCAGUUAAGGAAAAUUUUGGUGCUUUACUUUCCAGGCUGCAUCUAUUUUCAUGUUGUCACACUGUUAAUUUAUUUUACAGCUGUUACUGAAGAAUUAGUGUGAAGCCCGCACUUGCAGAGCAUUUCAUUAUAGAAUUUAUUUAAUCCACGGUCUUCUCUGUUGUUGGUUACAAUGGCAUUUUCAUUAAAGAAAAGCCCAAAGUCUCGGGCAGAAUGCCUGUCAUACUUUGAUAACUGCAAUGUAAAUAUCCUGAAAGAUGCAUGUCUCAUCAGCCAAGAAACCAUCAGCACAUCUGAUUUAGAACAAAAACAUCAUGAUCACAAGAUUUUUGACUGUGCGAUUACAUCAACACCUAAUUGUAAGACUGGUGGUGCCAAAACAAAAUCUCUUGGGAGUAUCAAACACAAAGAACUACUACUUCACAAAAAUUUAGAAAAUGCUGACAGCACUAACUUAUCAGUGUCUAAGGUUCUUUUCAUGGUUGACAUGAAAAGGAAGGAAGAUGCUGUGGCAAAAUAUAAAACGGAAUUGUUUGCAAGAGAAGAACAACUACAGAAAGAAAGAGCUGAAUGCCAAGCACAGUUCGAGGCACAAUCGCUAGCUAAAGCCUCAAAACUUAAGGAAGAACAGAUGAAAACUUUAAAGGAAGAAGAAGCUCAUGCUGCAGAGCGAAAACAGAGGCAAGAGUUGCAGCAACAAAGACACGCACAGAGAGUUUCAAUGCGAGAUGAGCAGAUCAAAGCGGCGGAACUGCAAAAAAAGGAGGCUGAGGCAGAAAGAAAGAAAAAAUUGAAUGAAAGAUUAAAAUGUGCAGAGGAACUUCAGCAACAUUUAUGUACUUUCUCUGAAGUUUUCAAUAAAAUUCACCAAGAAUUCAAGGCAUGCCAAGCUUUAGCACCUAUUAUGACAGAGAUCAAGCCCCUAAACUUAAAUAUGCAAUCCUUGAUCCAACGCCUGAAAUCUGAAGAAGUAAAUCAAAAGGAUGUUGAUACAGCAAGGCACAUAUGUUCUAGACUAAAUGUUAUACAUGCAAAUGUUGUGGAAGAAACUGCUAAAAUUAAGAAACAGUCUGAGGAAAAUGAGUCUGUUAAACAGCAGGAAGAAAAUCAACUUCAGACGCAAUCUACUCAGUUGCCUCAAAGAGAAAUAGUCACUUCUGAAGUAAUUGAGGAAAGCAGUCCAGCUACUGGUUUGUUAGAUUGUUCAGAUAGAGAGUCACUCCAAUGGUAUUUAGAGUUAAAAAAAUUUAAGCAAAAUAAUGAGAUGGUUUUUGAACCUUUACUUAAAGAUGAUACAUUGAAAAAGUAUAGAUUUGAUUGUCAGAAAGCUGUGAAUAUACCUGUCAAUGCAAUAUCCCCUGUGAAUGCAUCCCACUUGCGUGAUAAGCUACAAAAAUUAACCCUUCUUCUGUCUGGCCAACCUGUCAGUAUAGCUGAUGGAGUUAGAGUUUCAGCAUCCCAGCACCCAGCUGGAAUUCCAUUUUGUAAAGACUUGCUUGCUAAAAAAUUUGUGAGACAAGGUGCUUCCACUGUAUCUAGCAAGCCUGAGGCAGCAUUCGCUAUUGCUGCUGUCAUGGUGGCUCUUUGGCAAGAGUUUCCUGAUUGGGGUAAACUACUUCUUGCUCAUUUUCAUCUGGAAUGUCCUUACUUAGUUCCCGUCUUUUGGCCCCAACUGGAAGGACAAACCAACAAAGACUAUUAUCUAUCUUUAGGUUAUACAUACAAUGAAGAUGGGGAAGUGGAAAAGCAGGAUAAAUUUCUCAAACGCAUGUCAGGAAUCAUGCGACUAUAUGCUGCUUUGCUUAUCACACGACCCCCACGGGAAAGGUUGAGUAGGCCUCACCCCCACGACUUAGGACAGGGCUGGAAAUGGCUUUCAUCACUGUUAAAUCUUGAACCACGUCCAGACAUAUGCGCAUCACUUUUAUAUGAUUUUUUGGAGGUGACUGGUAGUAGCUUGCUGGAGCAGUAUGGACGCCAAUACCGUAAAUUGUUACUAGUCAUCUGCAAAGGAUAUUUUCCUCGUCUUCAAAAGAUUGCUGUUAGUUCCAGUGGACCUGUAGUUAGACUGGAAACAUUUCUCCAAACAAUUUUAAAGCAAGGUAGUAAACCACCUCAGGGUAUGUUGCCCUUAAAUUUCUGGUGAUUUUAUUGACUUUUUAUAAUUGUGUUUUUUUUUUUCCUAUGAACUUGAUUUUAGAUUAAUGUUAAAAUUGUUUACUAUGCCUUUUUUUUUUUUUGUAAAUGUGCUAAAUAUUUUUGUACUUUUUAAAUCAUGUACGUAUGGAAAGGAUUGUUAUGACUUAAAUGUAUCCGACAUACUCAAUGAACUAACUUUGAAGAUAAUAUUAUUUAUUAUGUACAGAAUUUGCACUCAUGUCAGAAGUGACAUGCUUGCUUAUUGCAUCAAUCAACUAAUAAACCAAUCACCCUCUAAGUGGCAA